ACAGAACUCAGAAAAACAACAAACAAAAAUUUUUUAUCCUUCAAAUUUUGGCCAUCCAUCCAUCAUGGUCACAAAAACUAUUAUCAUGUUACCAAAAUCAAUUCAACCUCUCCAUGUGUUUGUGGUUGUGCUUUCACUAUUAUUAUUAAACUACAUACCUGUUCUUGGACUCUCCUCUGCAGGAGUUGAAGCUGCUAAUAAAAUCAGGUGCAUAGAGAGGGAGAGACAAGCUCUCCUCAAGUUUAAAGAAGCUGUCGAUGAUUAUGGUAUUCUCUCUUCUUGGGGGAAUGAAGAAGCUAAGAAAGACUGUUGCAAAUGGAGUAGCGUCUAUUGCAACAACCACAGUGGUCAUGUAACCAUGCUCGAUCUUCAUUACUUUAGCGGAAAGAUUAGUUCUUCAUUGCUUGAAUUGCAGCAUUUGAAGUAUUUAGAUCUUGGCGGAAAUAUGAUUGAAGGGCGCAUCCCAGAGUUCAUUGCUUCCUUGAGCAGAUUACAAUACCUCAGCCUCGAAUUGAAUCUCUUUGGUGGUCCGAUUCCUCAUCAGUUUAGGAACCUUUCCAACUUAAGGUAUCUUGAUCUUCGUUCUAAUAAUCUAGAAGGUCCGGUUCGUCAUCAGCUUGGGAACCUUUCCAACUUAAGGUAUCUUGAUCUCUCUUCUAAUUAUCAAUUGAAUGGGCCACUCCCAGAAAGUUUUGGACAACUUCGUAGUCUUGUUCAACUAGAUUUGUCUUUGAAUUCUUUCCAAGGCAUAAUCUCUGAAGCCCACUUCUCAAACCUCUACAGUUUGCAAGUUUUGGACUUGUCUUUUAAUCAACUAGUUUUGAACUUUAGCUCUGAUUGGGAUCCUCCUUUUCAAAUUCGUCAAAUAAGGUUGGCAUUUUGCAAGUUGGGGCCUUAUUUCCCAAAAUGGCUUCAAAAGCAAAAUAAAAUUUCCAUGCUUGAUAUCUCUGGAGCUGGAAUUUCAGAUACUGUCCCUAGUUGGUUUUGGGAUCUAUCACCCAAGUUAAAUUUUUUAAAUCUUUCUUGCAACCAUAUAAAUGGCUUGUUACCAGAUUUAUCUUCGAAGUUUACUGAUUUUAUCGGCAUAGAUUUAAGUUCUAAUCGCUUUACAGGUCAAAUACCACCACUUCCAUCCAAUUUAACAUUUUUGAAUCUCUCCAAAAACAUGUUUUCGGGGUCAAUUUCUUUCUUAUGUGCAAUUUUUAGCACCGAAGUUUUCUCCUAUCUUGACCUCUCAAGUAACCUAUUAUCAGGAGGACUUCCAAAGUGUUGGGAACAUUUUAAAGCACUUGCAGUUAUCAAUUUGGACAACAAUAAUUUUUCUGGAGCACUUCCUAACUCAAUAGGUUCCCUAAAUGCCAUUGAAGCAUUGCAGUUGCGCAACAAUAGUUUCUCUGGGAGAUUGCCAAAGUCAUUGAAUAAAUGCGUACAGUUGAAAAUUAUUGACUUGGAGCAAAAUAGAUUCACAGGAAAAAUACAAGCAUGGAUAGGGAUGCAUCUCACAAGGUUAAUCGUUCUUAGUCUACGAUCCAACAAAUUCUAUGGAAGCAUACCUCAAGAUAUCUGCUACCUUAACUAUAUUCAAGUUUUGGACCUCUCUCAAAAUGAUUUAUCGGGAAAACUACCACAAUGUUUCAGCAAUUUUUCUGCUUUGGUUCAAAGUAAUAGUUCGAAAGGAUCCACUGAUUUCACCUACACUACAUAUCAAGGUGGUGCUUUUGUCUCAGGUUCCCUAUACUAUGAGAGUAAUGCAUUAGUUCAAUGGAAGGGACAAGAGAGGGAGUACGGAAACCAACUGGGACUACUUAAAAUGAUUGAUCUUUCUAGCAACAAAUUGACUGGAAAAAUUCCUCAGCAAGUUGCGAGUCUUGCAGGGUUGGUUUCCUUGAACCUGUCAAGAAAUAAUUUGGCUGGAAGAAUCAUCCAAGAGAUUGGUCAGAUGAAGAUGUUGGAAGCUCUUGACCUAUCUGCAAAUAGACUUUCUGGUGAGAUUCCUACAAGCCUUGCUUAUCUUAAUUUUCUUAGUGUAUUGAACUUGUCAAAUAACAACUUGUCGGGAAAAAUUCCAUCAAGCACUCAAUUGCAAAGCUUUGAUGCCUCUGUAUAUUCUGAGAAUCCUAAACUCUGUGGGCGUCCCCUACCCAAUAAGUGUCCAGGAGAGGAUACGGUUGUGGAACCUCCAAUUUCUACUCAAGAAGAUGAGGACAGGUUUAUUACCUCAGGAUUUUAUGUUAGCAUGGGGAUUGGUUUCACCGUUGGAUUUUGGGGAGUUUUUGGCACUAUGCUUUGUAACAGUCCAUUGAGAUAUGCCUGCUUCAAAUUCUUGGACCGCAUACAAAAUUGGUUCUAUGUGACUGUGGUAUUGAAUAUGGCUAGACUACAAAGGAAUCUUUAAGCAAAAUCGGAAGCUGCUACACGUAAGACAUGAGUUUGUGAUGGCGAGUUCGUGGUAUGCGAAGUGGAGUUGCUGGUACCAUCUUUGCUUAGGCCCUCUAUUUCUUUCUCGAAGGAUGUAGCUACCUAAAUAAAUAAUUCAAGUGUGUAAUUUAAUUAUUUUGGAUUAAGUGUGUGUGUUUUGAAGGAUUCCAAUAUUUUGUUUUGGAUUAUCAGUGUUGUCAAUAGUUAUGGAAUUGGCAUGGAUCGGAUAAUAUACAUCACAGUAUGACUAUCUCAUGCUUGUUUUCUUAUUUAUUUAUUUUUUAUAGAUACAUCG
Messenger RNA from Camellia sinensis, 2713 nucleotides. RefSeq names its product receptor-like protein EIX2. Gene Ontology annotation, molecular function: protein binding. Lineage: Eukaryota; Viridiplantae; Streptophyta; Magnoliopsida; Ericales; Theaceae. The record is from RefSeq and is a predicted model, not a curated record.